GUGGGUUGGGUGUUGCUGGGGGUCUAUAGAACUGCAUCUAAUAGACUUGAACUUUCAUCUUAGGAAAUCGCUUUGGGUACUACCUUGCAGUCUCUGGUCAUUCUUACCGACUCGGUUCAUCUCCUCAGCGACAUCCUAGCCCUUAUUGUUGCUCUCUACGCCAUUCGGAUCUCUAAACAUCCGGAAACUGAUAUGCUGACCUACGGCUGGAAACGGGCCGAGAUUCUGGCAGCCUUUUUCAACGGAAUCUUUCUGGUGGCGUUGUCGGUCUCGAUUAUCAUCCAUUCGAUCCAGCGAUUCAUUCACUUGGAAGAGGUCUCGGAACCUUUGCUAGUUGUCAUUAUCGGUUGCGUGGGCUUGGGCACUAAUGUCGCUGGUAUUUUCAUAUUCCAUGAACAUCCGCAUCUCGACGGGGAUCAUUCUGCUUGCGCUCAUCUGCACCACCAUGAUGAUGACCACGCACACGGUCACGGCCACCAUCAUCAUGACCACGAACAUCACCACCGUGGAGAUGCCGAGCUGGGACAUGCCAAAAAGCAGAUACAUAUUAAAGGUCAUCGUCAAGAAGCAUCAAAGAGCCACGAUCAUCAUCAUCGACAUCACCAAAAUUGUGGAGAUCACUCACAUGGCCAUCAUGAACAUGCACAACACGGACACAACCACGGACAUGACCAAACACAUGAACAAGAACGCCAUGGGCAUAAGUAUUCGCAUGGCAACGGUCACCGGCAUGGGUAUGAUACACAAACUCAGUCCCGUGGGCAUCAUGCUUGCGCGUACUCCCACAACGACGACCAUCAUCAUCAGUCUCCUUCAAAGCUGGUCUCUAAGCACGACCCCUCGAAACCGGACUCUCACGCGCACUCUGCUCAUGGAUACCACUCGAAGAACUCGAAACUACAACCUAUCGACAAGUAUUCCAGGCACCGACAUGAGCGGGUAGAAGAGAUGCAGCUUGAGCGUAUCCACCCUGCUGGUUGUUUCGGACACACUAUGCGUCAUACCGAAUCUCACCUCUCUAGCGACCAUCAUGCUCAUCACCCACAUCAAUCGGCUUGUUGCUCUCCAACUAUCCGACCCGAGUCUAGCGCCAGUUCGGGCGAGAGCUGCUGCAAAGAGAGUAUCGUAGAAGCACCGGCCCCUCACAAGCACAAAGUGGCCAGGUCGAUGAACAUGACCGGGAUCUUCAUACACAUUAUCGGAGACGCGCUUGGAAACCUCGGGGUGAUUGUGACGGGGUUGAUCAUCUUACUAUGCAAGGGUCAAUGGCGAUACUACAUGGACCCCACAAUGAGUGUGCUGAUCUCCUUGAUGAUAUUUGCCAUUGGCACGCCACUCAUCAAAAAGGCGUCUCAUAUCCUUCUUCAAGGGGUACCUUCCAACGUCUCGCUUUCAGAGCUCCGUAAGGAGCUUGAGCUUAGGCGUGAAAUCAAGAAUGUGGAGAAGCUUCAUGUAUGGCAGCUCUCUGAGCAAGUUACCAUCGCUUCAGUACACGUACUGGUAGACGCUCGGACGGAAGACUCGAUCGUCGUUCCGAUCGUCAGAGAGAUCCUGGCUACCCAAGGGAUCCAGUUUUCCACCAUCGAAGUGGCAAAAGAAGACAAGCGCGGGAAGCAGUUCCGCAUCAGCAGCCUACAUUUCUCGAACCACGGUGGCGACUGGGUACGUGCCAAGGAUUGGCGCUCGAAGGGGUCGACUUUGCCGGAUACGAUGGAGGAGAGAGAUACGAUGGAAAUCUUGAUGUGAUGUUAGUAGGCUGUAUUUACUUUGUACCGAUGGAUUGUAACGAUACCGAGUCUGCGUACUCCCUGGAUAUAGAUUUCCUUCCCGACA
Molecule: messenger RNA, 1833 nt
Organism: Filobasidium floriforme
Lineage: Eukaryota; Fungi; Basidiomycota; Tremellomycetes; Filobasidiales; Filobasidiaceae
Product: cation efflux protein
Exons: 8
Coding region: 193-1746 (517 amino acids)
Biological process (GO): intracellular zinc ion homeostasis; zinc ion transmembrane transport
Cellular component (GO): membrane
Molecular function (GO): zinc ion transmembrane transporter activity
Source: RefSeq, a predicted model, not a curated record